GGGCCGGGGAGCCGCUGACGCCUUUUGAACCUAUGGCGCGGCCCGGAGGGAAGACUCGUCGGCACGCGGAGGCUCUUCAGGGUUCGCGCUGGCCUCCCGCUUCUGCACGGAGUCCCUCUCGCGGGCUCGGUUUCAGUCAGAGAAAUCGGGACUCCAGGCGCUUUUGCCAAGCCGCGCCUCUCUCCUCAGCAUUGUUUGAUGGCCUGUUCUCAGAAAAUGGAGUCCAGGCUCCUCUUCGAGCCGCAAAGUCAUUUGCAAAUGGUGGUGUUAGCUGUUUUUUUCUUUUUAUUGUGGUGCUGGGGCCGGCUCUACCAUUGAGUAACAUCCCUAGCUCUAAAAUGGUGUUGUGGAAAAAAUACGAUAUGGAACCGAUCGGAGUGGAAAACUUGAGGUUCUCUAAUGAUCUUGCUUCACCAUGGCUACAAAUAUGGAGGGGCUGGUUCAGCACAGAGUGGGGACCCAGCAGGUGGCUGAGGUACCCAGGUGACCACUCAGCACGUUGACCCUCACCCUUGGUACCACGUACAUACACAGACCUCUCGGCCGGAAUCUCCAGGGAUGACCAGCCCCUCCCCGCGCAUCCAGAUAAUUUCCACCGACUCUGCGGUAGCCUCACCUCAGCGCAUUCAGAUUGUAACAGAUCAGCAGACAGGACAGAAGAUCCAGAUAGUCACCGCAGUGGACGCCUCUGGAUCUUCCAAACAGCAGUUCAUCCUGACCAGCCCAGAUGGAGCUGGAACUGGGAAGGUGAUCCUGGCGUCUCCAGAGACAUCCAGUGCCAAGCAGCUCAUAUUCACCACCUCGGACAACCUUGUCCCUGGCAGGAUCCAGAUCGUCACGGAUUCUGCUUCUGUGGAGCGUUUACUGGGGAAGGCAGACGUCCAGCGGCCCCAGGUGGUGGAGUACUGUGUGGUCUGUGGUGACAAAGCCUCUGGCCGUCACUAUGGGGCUGUCAGUUGUGAAGGUUGCAAAGGUUUCUUCAAAAGGAGCGUGAGAAAGAAUCUGACCUACAGCUGCCGAAGCAGCCAGGACUGUAUUAUCAACAAGCAUCACCGAAACCGCUGCCAGUUCUGCAGGCUGAAGAAGUGCCUGGAGAUGGGCAUGAAAAUGGAAUCUGUGCAAAGUGAACGAAAGCCCUUUGAUGUGCAACGGGAGAAACCAAGCAAUUGUGCUGCUUCGACUGAGAAGAUCUAUAUCCGGAAAGACCUGAGAAGUCCUCUGAUAGCCACUCCCACGUUUGUGGCAGACAAGGAUGGAGCAAGACAGACAGGUCUUCUUGAUCCAGGGAUGCUUGUGAAUAUCCAGCAGCCUUUGAUACGUGAGGAUGGCACAGUUCUCCUAGCCACGGAUUCCAAGGCUGAAACAAGCCAAGGAGCUCUGGGCACGCUGGCAAAUGUAGUGACCUCUCUGGCCAACCUGAGUGAAUCUUUGAACAAUGGUGACACUUCAGAAAUGCAGCCCGAAGACCAAUCUGCAAGUGAGAUUACUCGGGCAUUUGACACCUUAGCUAAAGCACUGAAUACCACAGAUAGUGCUUCACCUCCAAGCCUGGCAGAUGGGAUAGAUGCUAGUGGAGGAGGGAGCAUCCAUGUCAUCAGCAGAGACCAGUCAACACCCAUUAUUGAAGUUGAAGGCCCCCUCCUUUCAGACACACACGUUACAUUUAAGCUUACGAUGCCCAGCCCUAUGCCAGAGUACCUCAAUGUGCAUUACAUCUGCGAGUCUGCAUCCCGCCUGCUUUUCCUCUCCAUGCAUUGGGCAAGGUCAAUCCCAGCCUUUCAGGCACUUGGACAGGACUGCAAUACCAGCCUGGUGCGGGCCUGCUGGAAUGAGCUUUUCACUCUUGGCCUAGCCCAGUGUGCCCAGGUCAUGAGUCUCUCUACCAUCCUGGCAGCCAUUGUCAACCACCUGCAGAACAGCAUCCAGGAAGAUAAGCUUUCUGGUGACCGGAUAAAGCAAGUCAUGGAGCACAUCUGGAAGCUGCAGGAAUUCUGUAACAGCAUGGCGAAACUGGAUAUAGACGGCUAUGAGUACGCAUACCUUAAAGCUAUAGUUCUCUUUAGCCCCGAUCAUCCAGGUUUGACGGGCACAAGCCAGAUUGAGAAAUUUCAGGAGAAGGCACAGAUGGAGCUACAGGACUAUGUUCAGAAAACCUACUCAGAAGACACAUACAGAUUGGCAAGGAUUCUCGUCCGCCUUCCAGCUCUCAGGCUCAUGAGCUCCAACAUAACAGAAGAACUUUUUUUUACUGGUCUCAUUGGCAAUGUUUCAAUAGACAGCAUAAUUCCCUACAUCCUCAAGAUGGAGACAGCAGAAUAUAAUGGCCAGAUCACCGGAGGCAGUCUAUAGUGCACAAACGGCAGCUGCCAACAGUGGGAUGCCUCCUAGGACUGCAGGUGCAAGAGAAGGGAAGUAGCAGUGUCUUGGUGUGUGCAGGUGUCUCCAGUGUGCUAGCCACUUCCUCCUGUUCAUCACAGACAGUAGCAACUAAAGACAUAGAACACUUCCCUGCCCUAGGAAAUGUUUUAAUGCCUUUUGGUGAAGCAGAUUUUGGAACAAUCUUUUAAUUCAAUUUGUAUUUAGAAAUUCUCAAAGGGCAAAAAACAAUACUGAAGUUUUAUAAUGUCAGAGACUAGUAUUAAAAGAACCUAAGAACAGUAUGUGUAAAUACAUUUAAAAAGAAAAAAAAGAGUCCUUGGAAUUAAUAGCUACUAAUUACCAGGGUAAUGUUAGCACUUUCUAAGCACUUCUUAUCAAAUCUGCAAUGUUAACAUCUUUGCCUGUGGACAGGGCAAAUGGAAAACUGUGUGUCCUUUUUGUCAAAAUGCUAAUGAUUUCUGUGAAAACUCACUAGGGUACAGGAGACAAUCGUUGACAUUUAGAAGAGAGCUUUGCUCCUAGCUUUGUGCAGUGGUGGUGCUGAGCUAAAUUCCUGUGAGUGAAAUGUGGAUCUCUGGCAUUGUCCCAUUAAGAGCUUCUGUGCCAGCCAGAGAGGCACAUCUGUCGAUUCUUCCAGAACCCGGACUUCGCUAGUUUUCAAAAUUAGAUUGCAGCUUGCCGAGUUUCUAUGAUGAGAGUAAUUCUCUAGUGACUGAAAAGUAUGCUCAGGUCCCACUACAAAUCCAUAGGAACUUGACCUUUGACCAAAAAUUACAAGGUGGGUGAUCUGCACCCUUUGACAACACUUCAUGAGUAUGACCUGUAGUAGUUCAUGCCAUCCAGGGGCAGUGAGGGUUUCUAUUCCUAGCGUGCCUGGGGAGGGGCCAGUAUCUGUGAUCACUUAGAGCCUGCAGCUGAAUGGGAGCUAUGUAUCCUUGCUGCCUGUUGAGGGGGUGGGCCUUAGAAAGCUGAACAAAAGCUAUCAAGAUAAGAUAAAUUCUUUCUGAUCUUAAAAGUAUUAUUUUUUUUUUGGUAUACUGGGACUCUCUGGUAUGUGCUAGUCCAACAAAGCUCUCUAGGAUGUUUGAAGUAAUAGAAGCAAACCACCCUCCCUUUCAAAAGAGGAUGCAAAAGCAAUCCUCAGAUAGGGCAUAUAGUGCAGGCCUGUGACCUCAGCACUUGGGAGGCUGAGGCAGGAGGAUUAUAGAUUCAGGGCCAAUCUGAGCAACUUAAUGAAACUCCUUUUGAGUUUUAAAGGGAUCUGGGGAGUGGGGUGGGAUGGUGAUUUAGUGGUAGAGUACUUGCCUAGCAUGCACUAGGUCCUGGGUUUCAUCCCCAGUACCCAAAUGAGGAAGAAAAAGCAAAAUAGUUAAUUGGCCAUAGUUUCCAACAGAGUUCAUAAUUCAGUUCCAAGGAAGUUAGAUCUGACUUAAAGUUCUCUGCAGUACAAGUCUGCAGCAGCUGGAAAAAAAGCGGAAGGUUAAGACAGGUAUUUGGUGUUUGCUUUUUGAUUAGAGAAAUUAAGAAAAUUACCUCCUAUAAGGUUAAGUUUGUACCUGUUAAAGGACAGUUAUGGGGCUUAAGGCUAGACAGGCUGGUUCCUUUUGAGAGUUAAUGACACUUUACUCACUGUCAGUGGGACUUGAGUGCAGAUAGUAUCUCUAGCUUCUAAAUUCUCAGCUAGAUUUUGAAGCCAGCGUUGGAAAAUAGUAGGAAUGGCCAGUAAAAAAUGAUGGAAAGGACUUAAUUUUGCCAGCUUAAAAGUUUUCUUUUUGUGUGUGUAUUCAAAAUUAAGACAAAAUGACUGGACAUGAGUAUAGUAUAGUGGGCCUGUUUCAUCUCUUUAGAGGGUUCCAUAGUACUCUAUACAUCUUAUAGUUGCUGGCUUUGCUUCUCUUAGGAUUGUACAGUGUGAGCAUGCCAGUCAUUUCUAGGCCACUCAGAGAGGGCCUGGGCAUCCCCUAUCAGGCUAUUUAGACCAUGGUUGGAUACAAAGUACCAACCUCUGAGAAGAUAGAACUGGAGGGAGAAAAAGAUUUUGCUUGGAAAAAAGCUGUUGACUCUAACCUGCCUGAUCCUUUUUUAAGUCCCAUCAUUGGUAAUGCCCAAUUUACAGAGCUGCUUUGGGCCAACCUCCUACACUGGUUGUCCAGAUCUUCAUGGCCUUACCUUUAACACUUGUAUCCUCACAAUGUUCUCAUUAACUGAAAUCACUGCAAACUUUGAGUGCUUCUCCAUUCCAUCUUGUCAUAUCUAGGAAGAUCAGCCCCAGUCGUUUCUUAAGAGAGAACCCAAUCCAAUGUAGUCAGUGCCUGGGCUCCAGUUUUCAGGGGUUUCCAUCCUAUCGGGUCUGUGAUACUCCAAAUCUGAUGAAGCAGGACAGGCAUGUCUAAACACUCCUCUUGGGUAGGUGGACAGACACACACUGACAUGGCUACUGGCUAACUGGACUUUUCCAGAAGUAUCUCAAAUAAUGUUAAAAUAGUUCCAAGUUGAAGUUUGAAAUAAAACAGACCAGGAGAUGUAGACAAAGACCAAAUUCCCUAAACAAGUUAAUUCACAAGGUGUUCAAUAUAGUGUGUCACCAUCCUUCCAGUUUGCAGUGUGUGUUGAGGGGGCUCAUUUACUAUCUCGUCUCUUCCUGAGGCUGCAGUUGGGGUUGUACUGUCUGGGUUUCUGUACUGAAGUUCAAGUGGAGUCACUUAUGCCCUUAGGAUGGUUCUCUAGUUUGUCAGUGUCAGUAUUAGAUGUGGACAGUAUUCUGGGGUAGACACUACAUCAACCAGGGUGGCCAGUGUGGUCCCCAAGUAGAGCAGCAGCAUCUAUAAUACACACACUUGUUUCUUGAAGGGAAACCCUGAUCAACAUCCCUGACAGCAAGAUCUGUCUUCUGGGACCUGAUGUCAGGGGAAUUUGGAAGCCUGUUGCUGCUUUCCAGUGGCUGGUAAGCACUGGUAAGCAGUGGGGCUGUUGGUGCUGCUGAAACUCUUCUCUAAGUCCAAGCCCAAGCCAUGAAAAGCACCAUCUGACUGCUGCUUUUCUCCAGAGGGAGGGGGAGGGUUCUGGGAACAUCUCACACUGGCAGAACAGGUGCCCCACCUUUUCGUUUGCCUAACUUCCAGUCUCUAGAUUUUGUGGCUCUUUGCAAAAGUCUUAACUCUUACGUUAGUUUCUAUAUAAGUCAAUUCCAAAAUGAGAUGGGGUUGGCCUAGGUGUUUUGUACAAGUUUCUGGACUUCCUUCCUCAUUGAGUGCCUCCCAUCAGUGUGUACUUUCUGUGCACAACCUGUCCCUUCAGCCGCACUGUGCAUGUCCAGAUUUAUAGGCCUAGAUGACUGAAUGAAUGUACAUGUGUUCAUAUUAUCUUUGUACAGUGUAUAUAAUGUGUGUACAUAGGUGUACAUUAUGUAUACAGACAUGUAGCCACGUAUCCAAACUUCUAUGUUGUCAAGAGUUGAUGCUAGCGUUGCUAAUGUGAAUGGAUGUGGGUAUUGCAAGGGUCCCCUGACAGGGAUAUACUGGUGAAUUUCUUACCAACUUCAUUUUCCUAGGAAGCUGUCUAGAAAGGGCCAAGUGCCACUCACUCCUGCAUAAGGAAGCCUCAAGCCAGAAAGGUCCUGACAGGAGGGCAGUUCUCUAGGUUUAGAAAGGCCCAGAAGAUGGUGGAAGAGAUGUUAGCCUAAUACCAAAACUAAGUGGUAGCUAUAAGCCUACUUUCCACAAACCAGUUUACCCUAACUGGAGGGAAUUUAGUGGCUGAGACAGGCACUCGGGGAUCCAGAGGGCUGCUGCAGUCUCUCUUGUUUACCCUGUGCUCUGUCAGUAAGACUUGGGUACUGUCUGGUGGUAAAAGUAACCAGCCUACCAAACAAUGUUAGCUAUUAACUGUGGCAUAUAAACCACAAAUAGUCAAUUGUCCCUUUAACUAGAAGCAAGUGAAGGGUUAUCCUAACUUAACUACAUUCUAUAAAAGUUUUAAUUAACAGUAAGAAAGCGAAGGCUGACAUAUUUUCCUCAUCCACCAGGUCUAUUCUGAUGAAAUUUGUUCCCUAUGAUUGAGAUUUUAGGCUGAGAUGGAAUUUGGGAGCCAGGGCCCAGCUUGACAGAGCUGCUAGUGGCCAUGGUAAACAGCACCUGUCUUGGAGGAAGCCAAGUGCAUAAAUCUUGCCUGACCCACAGGUUGUUGCUCUUUGUGUUUUAAGAAUAAUUAUUAAGACUGUAGUCCUCAGUGCCUUUGGUGAGAUGUGGGUCAUUUGGCUUCAGCUUCCCACUUGUGUCCCUGGCCUCACCGUUCAUGGUUGUUCAAUCUUGCCUGUGUCAUUGCCUGUUGUGACAAUCACACUAUUCAAAGUGGCUUUCCAAGUAAAACACAGGGAAGCUUGGCAGUCUCUAAACGAAUCUUUUCAUUUUCUUUGGGGGCUAUUGUCUUAGCAGCAACCUAAGAGUGAGUUUAAAAAUGGCUUAGGAAGGAGAAGAACAUCAGACAUUUCUAAUGCUCAGCAAUACGCACUUUCAGUUAAUUUUCAAGAAUUUUGGUAUUUAUACAUGGGAUGUAGGGAAAAUGUUCAACAUUAUAUCAAGUUUUAGUGUUUGGGUAACAUUUGGUAUAGACUGCACAUUAAAAAUGGCCUUUCUUCGGGAAAUUAUCGUCAUCAGUUGUCAUCCCAACAGCCUGCUCAUUCACGGAUGCCAAUGUACACACAACUCAAGUGCUGGAAUAUUUUUCUAGUUUGUUUUCCCAAUUAACUUGUAAAUCAGUGUUCAACUAGUUUUAUAACUGAAGAGCUGCACAUUUUUCAUAGUAUCAACUAGUUUGUACCUGUAGUUUGGAUUUCUCUGUUAAGAUACAGCGCAUUAUCUACCCCCCUACCCUACCCACUCUUCCUUUUUAAAGGACAUCUAAAGGAAAGUCCAGUGUGGAAUUUUCUUGGGAUCGGUUGUAUAACUUCUGCCCUUUACACCAUGGAUGCCAUUACCUUUUGAAUUCAGGUUUAAAACCUAUGGAGAGCUGCCAUUUUGUACAGCUUUUCUCCCUGUGUAAAUGAGCUAUGUGAUGGCAUUUAAAACCCGCAUGUUCUUUUUAAAUUCAAUUUUCUAUCUAAUCAAUGUCUUCAGUCCUGAAGGAGAAUCUGCAUUGUUGUGUCUGUGUAGAGUUGCUGUGCAUGGUUAUGAGCGCCUUUUACUAAACGCUGUUCAAUGUGGCUUUGUUGUUGUGGCUUAAUACUACCUACAUGAGGU
This is a messenger RNA of Microtus ochrogaster (prairie vole), 7616 nucleotides long. It is a transcript of the gene Nr2c2, whose product is annotated as nuclear receptor subfamily 2 group C member 2. The transcript is spliced from 16 exons. The record is from RefSeq and is a predicted model, not a curated record. Lineage: Eukaryota; Metazoa; Chordata; Mammalia; Rodentia; Cricetidae. Gene Ontology annotation, biological process: regulation of DNA-templated transcription. Gene Ontology annotation, molecular function: zinc ion binding; sequence-specific DNA binding; DNA-binding transcription factor activity. Bases 559 to 2349 code for a protein of 596 amino acids.